Messenger RNA from Exophiala mesophila, 1258 nucleotides. RefSeq lists its product as uncharacterized. Bases 362 to 1258 code for a protein of 298 amino acids. NCBI's taxonomy places the organism in Eukaryota, Fungi, Ascomycota, Eurotiomycetes, Chaetothyriales, Herpotrichiellaceae. The record is from RefSeq and is a predicted model, not a curated record. The transcript has a single exon.
AGCCUGGAUGGCCCAUUUCAGUACUCGUCAAAGGAUCAGACCAUGUCAGCGCUUUUCUCAUAAAAUAUGCGAGUCACAUGACUCAGGUAUCAAAGAUGUGUCCGAACAGUCAAGUAUACCUCUCACUGAAUACAAGAAACCUCCCUUGGCAUUCCAGAAAUGUAGAGCGGGUAAGGCUUGCAAGAUUACUCAGCAUCUACUCCGUACUCGGUCUCAAAGAGUUGUGAGCAACAUGAAGACUUUGACGUCAUUACGCCCUUCAGAUUCCGCUUGAGGAUCUUAUAUCUGGAUCAGUACUGGGGCGCUUGGAUUUGUACUUGAAAAGCAUUGAUCCAUCAUAUCAUAUCACAGCUCUACAACCAUGACAUCCAAAUACCCCCUCGAUCAGACUUUCACCCACAAGUCUGCGACUCAUGAUUUCCAAAUCUAUUGGACACACAUUGGUGAUGAGACUCUGCCGCCUCUCGUGUUCAUUCAUGGUACGCCGUGGAGCAGUAUUGUCUGGGAAGAUCUCGUUUCCAGCCUCUGCAGUCGGUACCACAUCUAUAUCUAUGACCAUCCAGGAUUCGGCAUGUCACCAUCAUAUCGCCGUACAAAAGAUGCAGUGAAUGCCGACCAGAUUGAUUUAGAUGGAUCUCUGGUCCUUCGUGCGGAAGCGAGUGCCGCUUUAUUUAAACAUUGGACCUUGCCCCGUCGGCCGCAUGUGGUAGCACACGAUAAUGGUGGUCUGGUCUCUAUGCGGCUUUUGCUACAACAUGGGAACGAAUUUGCGAGCUUAACCCUGAUCGAUGUGGUGAUUGUGGGUCCUUUUGGCCUACCGUUUUUCAAAUUAGUCGCCGAGAAUCAUGGUGUAUUUGAAGCUAUUCCGCCGCAUAUGAGUGAAGGACUAGUUCGUGCAUACGUCAAGAGCGCUGCGUUCAAGCCAAUCUCGAAGGAAAUUGAAGAUAGACUCAGCUCCCCAUGGCUUGCAAACGGAAGCCAGGGCACAAGCCGAUUUCUGCAGGAAAUGGUCCAGGCCCACAACCGUGAUGUGAGCGAUGUUGAGAAAGAUUAUGCGGGUGUGGGAAUUCAAACACCAGUCAAGAUCAUCUGGGGCGCCGACGAUGCAUGGCUACCAGUCGAGAUAGCAGGUAGAUUGAAAAAGGCUCUGAAUGCACAAGAAAUGGUUCUGGUCGAUGAAGCUGCCCAUCUGAUUCAUUACGAUCAGCCCAGCAAACUUGCAUUGGAAGUCGGCGUUUGGCUCGGCCAGCAUAGAUGA